GCCAAUCACUUUGUCAGACAUAAGCAACGCAGUGAAAAACCAGCCACCUGGUGCAAAUUCGUGCUCAACACUGGCCAAGACUCAAUCCCACUCGAGUUUUCGAUCGGGAUCCCGUGACUGAGUGACUAAAAAGAGCAGCGUCACAUUUGCCGCACAUAUUGCGCACUGCCACACUGUCACAUCGCGGGUUGCCCCGAGACCACAAAAAGCACAGUUUUUUGCCGAUUUUCCCGCAAUGUCUUGGCUCGGCGCGCUGACCGGGAUGCAACCGCGCCGCGUGAGCGACCGCUACGCGCUGCCCAAGCCCACGUGGCAGCAAAAGGUGCAGCACUACGCGCCGAUCUUCCGUUGGCUGCCCAACUACAGCGUCCAGCGCGACCUCAAGUUCGACAUUGUGGCCGGUAUCACCGUGGCAAUGAUGCUCAUUCCGCAAGAAGUGUCUCUCUCCACUAUCAUGCACGUGCCGGCGCACCACGGUCUGUACACGGCUGCUACGGCCCCGUUGGUCUACGCCAUCUUCGGCUCCAGUACAGUGCUCUCCGUUGCAAGUGGCUCCGAGGUUUCGCUACUUGUUGGCUCGACGCUCGAGGACAUCGAAGACGAGGACGAACGUGUGGCAACGGGCAUCUUCAUGGCCUUCCUCAGUGGCUGCAUCCUGCUGCUGGUCCGUAUAUUGAAUCUCAGUCAAAUCGCCGACUUCUUCUCCCGUCCAGUCAUGGGCGGCUUCAUCUCGGCCGGUGGUUUGCUCAUUAUGCUGUCACAAGUGCCCAAUGCGUUGGGUCUCAAGCUGAAAUCUCAGGAAUACCCGCCUGCAAAAGUCGUCCAGAUCUUGGAAAACAUUGGCGACACCAACUUGAACGCCUUCGCAGUGGCUGCAGUGUCCAUUGUAUACCUUAUCACAGUCAAGAUGAUCAAAAGACGCUUCUUCCCGUCCCCCGUGCUCAUGCAGCUUUUCGAGAGCGACACGCCACAGGUCAAAGAGAAGGGAAAACCGGAAGAAGAGGAAAGAUUCAUCCAGCAACCUGCCAAUUCCGGCCACGGAUUCUCCUUAACAGACCAGCAGUUCACAGCGUACCAGGCUCAAACCACUCCACAGGAGGAAUGUGAGUCGCUGGCGGAUGCUGGGAAGGAAGAGCAGCCUCCCAAGUCCAAGGGAGUGCUCCUCGCUAUCUUCCUUAUGCGUACACUGUGUGACUUGGGUCCUCUUGUUGUCUGCAUCUUUGGUGGCAUUGUCGGAUACGCACUCGGCCCCUCGCACUUAAAACUCACAGGAGAGAUCCCUGGCGGCUUCCCGGAGCCCAAAGUGCCUUGGUACGGCUUCACUUCGCACCUUAUUGACGGUGACCGCUUCGGUACUAUCAUGUACCAUGCUUUGACGGUAUCAGUAGUGGUUUUCCUGUCGAGUAUUGCCAUGUCCAAGCGUCUUGCUAUCCAGCGAGGCGAGGAUAUUAACACCGAGCAGGAAUUGACAGGUAUUGGCAUUGCCAGCGUCGUCUGCGGCUUCUUCCAGGCCAUGCCCCCCACGGGCGGUAUGUCCCGGACGGCCGUGAACUUACAGAACGCCCACACCCAACUGGCCUCGAUCAUCACGUGUCUUAUCGUGGUGUUGGCUCUGUACACGCUCACGAGCACCCUGUAUUACCUGCCGAGCGCCACACUAGCCUCCAUUAUCAUUGUGGCAGGCUGGACUCUGGUCGAGUUCCGAGAGGCCAAGUGGCUGUUCCGUGUCAAGCGCGACGAGUUUUUCGUCUGGGCCGCGUCGUUCGCAUUGACUCUGGGCCUCGGUGUGCUCAACGGUUUGAUCGCUUCGAUUAUCUGCUGCAUCUUGGCUCUUAUGUGGAAGUCCAAGGUGCAGCCGGUUGCCAUUCUGGGCGAACUGGACAAUGGCCGCUACGUCGACCGCGAGAACUUCCCCGAAGCAAACAAUCUGGGCGACAUCAUCGCAGUUCGAGUGGAGAGCUCGCUGUACUUUGCAAACUGCGAACGUGUGGCUCAUUUCAUUGAGCGAGAGAUGGUGCGGCUGUCGACGCUGGGCAUCACCACGCGCGGUGUAGUGCUGGACACUUUCCACAUGAACGACAUGGACGCCACGACGAUCCAGGUGUUGUCGGACACGCAGGAGAAGCUGGCAGUACGCGGGGUGCGCUUUGGCAUUGCCAACGCCAAGAGCCGCUUGUACGAUCUUUUGGCUGCCACGAACCUUCUCAAGCGCAUUCUGGCAAACGACCCCACAAUUUCCGUCGAGGAUGCCGUGAGAAUGAUGCGCGAACUGCCACCUCUUGGCGACAAGUCGAACUCAGCAGCUUCCGGCACGUCGACGGCAAGCAAUCACGUCUAAGCAUCAAAAUAUGUGUAUGUUUGGUUAAAAAAAAAACUAUCUUUGAAAUUGAAAAUGUGAUGUUCUUUUCAGUGAAAAUCAAUGAUGUGCUUGAAACUAC
Phytophthora nicotianae INRA-310 is the source of this 2438-nucleotide messenger RNA. RefSeq lists its product as hypothetical. The transcript has a single exon. Gene Ontology annotation, biological process: transmembrane transport. NCBI's taxonomy places the organism in Eukaryota, Oomycota, Peronosporomycetes, Peronosporales, Peronosporaceae. The record is from RefSeq and is a predicted model, not a curated record. Gene Ontology annotation, cellular component: membrane. Bases 236 to 2338 code for a protein of 700 amino acids.